UGUGCAGCAGGGCUUCACUCGCUUCUCUUUUCCUCCGGCUCAUUUUCACUGACAGCCUGCAGUCAGACUCAGCUGUGAGGCUCCCUUCUCCGAUCUCCCUCUCGGGGGUACACAGCGCAGCUGCGGGGGGCACAGGGCAGCUCCGGCCUGGAGGGGGGCGCAGGGAUGGAGGCUCUGGCUCUCUAUACUUUUCGGGCCACAGAGAGCGACGAGCUCAGCUUUCAGAAGGGCGACGUCCUGAAGAUCACCAACAUGGAAGAUGACCCUAACUGGUACACCGCAGAGCUGACGGGGCGCAGAGGCUAUGUCCCCAAGAACUACAUCAACGUGCGACCCCACGCGUGGUUCGCGGGACGGGUGGCCAGACAGGUGGCCGAAGGGCGUUUGCGGCAGGAGGAGUGCGGGGGGUUCCUUGUGCGGGAGAGCGAGAGUGCCCCGGGGGAGUUCUCCAUGUCUGUCAGUUAUGGGGAUCACGUGCAGCACUUCAAGGUGCUGAAGGACCGAGAGGGGCAGUACUUUGUGUGGGACGAGGCCUUCAGUUCGCUGAACCAGCUGGUGGAAUUCUACAAGACCAACAGCAUCGCCAAGGAGAGGACCAUCUUCCUGAGGGAGGGGAAACUCUCACCUGGGAAAGCCCAACAUGGCUACGCCCUGUUUGACUUCAAACCCCAGCACCCUUCCCAGCUACACUUCCAUCGUGGUGAUGUCAUCGACCUCUUGGACUGCACCGACCCCCAGCGCUGGAAGGGCCGUUGCCAUGGUCGCGUGGGCUUCUUCCCCCCGGAAUAUGUCCAGCCUGUCUAUCACUGAUACCCCCCCACCGCCCCCAACCCCCACGCAAACUGCCCCCGCUCCCCAAAAUGUAUGGACUCAUGGGACCGGCUUUGCCGACCUAAUCACAGGCAGAGCAGGAGAGGGACAACAGGGGCCCGCCUGGGUUAAAGGUUUGAAGGAGGACUGGCACAGUGACUGUCCUUACAAACAACCCAUGACCUGACAAGAUGAAGAUCUAACAUGUUCAACUGCUGUGUCACAGAGGGAGGCCUUAAAAACUGCCACAUACAAAAUGUGCAAAGAGAUACUAUGAAGAGCGAAAACAAAAAAAGUUGCUUGUUUAAAAAAGUAGGCAUGAAAGGCUCUACUAAGAUCUGAAGCCAGACUUGUGUAUUAUUGAUCAUGCUCAUCUUUAAAAUCUCUGCCCUAGAUAUACUGAGAAGUAACACAUUCCAUACAGCUAGGAUAAAAAUAUACGUCUUAAUGUGAUAUAAUUAAUAGAUUGAUCAUUAUAAUCAUCUGCAAUGUGUAGAAAAUUUCUAUUUUCAAUGUUUUUAAUAUCUGACUCUUUCAAACACGAUUCUUUGACUGUAAUUUUGAAUCACUUUAGCCAUUUCAACCGAGAGCAUCUUUCAACUUGCUUUGUGCAAAUGUUCUAUUCAUAUAUGAAUCUACUAUCUAAUAUUAGAAUAUUUGGUCAUGUAGGAAAAGAAUAUCUAUUCUCCUGUAUCAUGACAUGGUCAAUAUUUCCUGAGAUAGCAUGCACACAGAAAACAGAAUACAAUCACACUAUUCACUAAAGGAUGCCAGUGUCAAUAUUCAUCAUACCUGUGUACUGACAGUGUCUGAAACUUGUAUAGAUAUUAUCAAAACAAUAAAUUGGCAAAACAAAAAGA
This is a messenger RNA of Conger conger (European conger), 1670 nucleotides long. Its product is annotated as GRB2-related adapter protein-like. Bases 166 to 810 code for a protein of 214 amino acids. The record is from RefSeq and is a predicted model, not a curated record. Gene Ontology annotation, molecular function: protein binding. Lineage: Eukaryota; Metazoa; Chordata; Actinopteri; Anguilliformes; Congridae. The transcript has 5 exons.